AUGGCGUCGACCGAUGAGAACGGAGGCCACGAUGCCGCCCCGCCCCGCCAGCUGCCCGACGACUUGCCGCGCUCGCUCGACGACCGCCGCUCGACGCCGCAGCUGGCCAGCGAGACCGAGAUAUACGACGCUUGGCAGGGCCAGUCCCAAUUCAUAUCGACACCGCUCCCCUCCAAGCCCCUCAACUUCGACCUGUCUCUCGACGGCCCAACCGACCCCAACCCCUCGAUCGCGGACAGCGACAGCCGCCUCAACGAGAUGCUCGAGCAGCAGUCUCGCCUCAAGCAUGACAGCAUGAACGAGGGGCAGGAGGACUCGAUCAUCAAGGACAACAGCCUGUCGGACCAAGAAAAGCGCGACAUUCUGCAGAACUCGCUCAACCUCGCCGCCUCCAACGGCGACACCCUGACCAUCGAGCGCUUCGUCUCCGGCAAUGCCAAGCCCUUUAUCGACGUCAACGCCCCGGACGCCGACGGCACUCCGCCGCUGAUUUACGCCGCCUGCUUCGGCCAUGAGGAGGUUGUCGCCGUCCUGCUGGACGCCGGCGCCCAUGUCGACAUCCAGGACCGCAACCGCUGGACCCCGUUGAUGUGGGCCAUCACCAACCGUCACAAGGCCAUCGCCAAGCUGCUACUCGACAAGGGCGCGAAGCCCGAGACGGCCUCGUCCUCGGGCCGCACCGCCUUCGACUUUGUAGCCCCUGGCAGCGAGCUCCAGGACUACUUGCACGAGAGCGGCUACACCAUCGGCAACAUCGGCGUCGCCACCAGCGGCGACGACUUUUACACGGCAGGCUUCGAUCAGGACCGCUUCGAGGAGGAAAUGGCCGAGAACGAGCUGCGGAGACGCAUGAUGAUGGAAAGUGCUAUUAAUUUGGAGGUUGACUUGGGAAAUUUGGGUAUCGACGAGCAGCCAGAGGAACCCGAGGAGUUCGAAGAAGGCCAGGAAUUCGUGUGGGACCGCUGCCUGAACGACCAAAUGUUUGUCUUCCAAGAAAACGAGUUAGAUCGCAUCCUAGACAUUGUCAUCACCAACAUGACGCCCACCCGUUCGCCCUCGCAGAAGCCCGUCCCUGCGAACAUCAUCUUCCUCGGCGCGCGCUACGCUCACUACCACUCCAGCGAAGAUCUGCUGGAGAAACUGCUGGUCACGUCCAUGGACAAGAUCAACGACGCCGUCGAGAAGCAUCAAUGGGACAUGACCAUGCUCGCAUUUUGGGUCUCCAACCUCACGCUGCUGCUCUACUACCUCAAGAAGGACGCCGGCCUCGUCGAGGCGUCGGUCGAAUUCCAGUGCCAGAUUGCCGAGCUCAUUAACGAGAUCUUCGUUCUGAUCAUCCGCGACGCUGAGCGCCGCAUGGACAAGGUUCUCGACACGGCCAUGCUGGACCACGAGACCAUCCCCGGCUUCGAGGACGUGAGUUUCACUGGAGAGUGGAGGAUCUUCAAGAGCAAAUCGAAGCCGAAGCCGCCGGAGCCGUUCGAGAAGCGCUUCAGGCCCCCUUCGCCGAAGCGCAGGGCCCAGGUGUCCCCGAGGAACAUCACUUCGCUGCUGUCCUCGACGCUCUUCGUGCUCGACCUCUACGACAUCCACUCGGUCAUCACCGCCCAGGUCCUCUCGCAGCUGCUCUACUGGCUCGGUGCCGAGCUGUUCAACCGCAUCAUGUCCAACCGCAAGUACCUCGCACGCACCAAGGCCAUGCAGAUCCGCAUGAACGUAUCGACGCUCGAGGACUGGGCACGGCAGAACAACCGCCAGCCCGAGCACUUUGAGAGCGGCGCCCUCACCGCCACCGGCGAGAACACCAUGGACGCCGCACGGAGGCAUCUGGACCCGGUCGUCCAGCUGCUGCAGUGGCUGCAGUGCUUCUCGUCCCUCGGCGAAGACCUCGACUCGCUCAAGGCCACGCUCGAGCAGCUUCCGCGCCUCACGCCCCAGCAGAUCAACCACUCGGUGAGGUAUUACAGGUCCGAGGUCGGCGAGAAGACGCUCCCCAAGCCUGCCCUGAAGUUUCUGUUCAACCUCCAAAAGGAGGUGGCCGAGCGGCGCUUGUCGAAGCAGAGCCGCAAGUCCAUGCCGCCGCAGAUUCCGACCGAAGGCUCGCCCACGUCGCCCACGACCGACCGGCCCAUGUCGCCCACGCCGUCGCUAGCCCCGUCGCUGGCCACGGUUGCGUACAUGGCACACGACGAGGAGGAAGACGCACCCGAGAACCUGUUGAUGGACCCGGCUCUGAUGCUCCCAUUCUCGUUACCCACAUCGACCGACAUGCUCGUGACGUACGGCGCCGGAUUCGGAGGCACCGACAAGGAGCGCGAGCGCAAAUACCUGCCCACCGUGCCCCCGGAGUUCUUGGAGAAGCUCGAGUUCAGCAGCAACAAGAAGGACCUCUACGGGGACGCGAGGUGGAGCGACGACGGCGAAAGCGCCUGA
Messenger RNA from Lasiodiplodia theobromae, 2433 nucleotides. RefSeq names its product Dil and ankyrin domain containing protein. Gene Ontology annotation, molecular function: GTPase binding. Lineage: Eukaryota; Fungi; Ascomycota; Dothideomycetes; Botryosphaeriales; Botryosphaeriaceae. The record is from RefSeq and is a predicted model, not a curated record. The transcript is spliced from 3 exons. The coding region runs from base 1 to 2433 and encodes 810 amino acids.